Messenger RNA from Laetiporus sulphureus 93-53, 2436 nucleotides. RefSeq lists its product as uncharacterized. The transcript has 12 exons. Bases 1 to 2436 code for a protein of 811 amino acids. The record is from RefSeq and is a predicted model, not a curated record. NCBI's taxonomy places the organism in Eukaryota, Fungi, Basidiomycota, Agaricomycetes, Polyporales, Laetiporaceae.
AUGUCGGGACGAAUUCUGCAACAAGUCCGACUUACUCACUCAGUCCGUUUUGCAGCAUUUGCUGUUCCUCGUCGAAGAUGCUACUCGUCUCUUGCUCUCAAGACACACACCCCCGAUGUCGAGCAAAACGUAUCGGAACCGGUCGCUGGCUCAAGCUAUGAAUCGCUGACGGAAGCACGUCGUUAUCCCAACAAUCUCGAUACACGCUUGGGUGCAGAUGCGGCAGAAAGCUCUGAACGGUUAGACGGGGGCUCUAAAAAGUCGCGUCAGAAAGGCGGAAAAAACUCCGAGGAGACCUCAGAGGCAUCAUGGCCCAAUCGCCUCGGUCCGAAGCCAAGCAAAGUAGAAGAGCAUCUUGCUUCGCUGAGCAUGGCCGGCAUGGAACCCACUCUCUGUGAUUUGGAGAAUUGUCGCCCGGAAACGACCCCAACUCCUGACUCUCCGGAAUACGCGACGCGAUAUAAUGCCCUAGUCGAUUUGUUGUGCCGUUCCUUUAGCAGGAAACAGCUACGCGGUUUCCUAGAAGAAAGGGAUCCGACAAAUUCGUUUUGCUCCUCGAAACGGAGGAAAGUUCAAUACGCAGAAAGCAUUAUUGAAUUUAUGUGGGACUGGCCGAGUCUGAAGGAUAUCGAGAGGGAAAAACGCGAUCGUACAGAGGUGUCUGUUCAAUCAUUUCCUGUCACCGCGAGCGAACUUUUUUUGCUGCUCGGCAAAGAUGGUGCCGAUCUAUUGGACAUGUCAUUCAAAUACAAUGUGCACAUAGCACUUGCACCUGGCCCUCUUUCCCUCAGAGUCGAAGGUCUACGGGACUCGCUGAAAACGCUCGCAGAAGAGAUCCAUCACAUCAAGCAGACCAUCGUGCAAGACACCUUCCAACUACCUACUCGGCAACCUGUACGCUCGGACAUGAUACAGCGAAUAUCGCGGCUAGCAGGGGCCUACCUGGAGAACAUAAGCUCCGAAGGGACCAUUAGAAUGUAUUCUCGAAAUGCUCGAAACCUUGAGAUUGCGAAGUGGCUGGCAAGUCGUGCAGGCUACGAGUUCAAUCAAGACAUGCCAUAUUCCCGAUUGGCGUAUAUUCCUACUUCUAAAGUGGAAUCUGAGCCACCUGUGAUGUUGUUCCCAUCCACCUAUUCUCUAUAUCCUUUCCUGUCCCCCCGGCCACUACCGUGGACAAUGAACACCAGCGGCGCCUUCCGUGUGAGGCGAGUUUCUGAACGGCUCGGGGGUGGGUACGGUGAAGAUAUACAGGCUACGGGAGGCUUAGCCGGGGAGAAAGGCCGUAUCUUCACAAUGGCGCAGGAUGCCGUGGGUCUGCGGGACAUGUUAUUCAGUAAUCUGCCAGGAGGGCCCUUGUCCCUAGGCCCAUCGAGCCGAGUCGUGAAGGCAUCCAUGGGUCAUGUCCUUAUCACGACGACCUCUCCGGGCCAGCAUGCUAGUUUAGUACCUCCACUUCAAGGCAACCGUGCUUUCAGCGACAUCCUUAAAUGGAUGGCUGACGAUGAUAUUCGAUCUUCUUUCGUGCCAAGUUUACCGACUGUCAUCGUCGACACCAUACCUUCGCACCAGCAGACUAUACACCGGCUGCUAUACCAUGCCAUCUCAUCCCCGGACAGCAAUCAUUCGACAUGCCGGACGCGCGACCAGGCUGCCUCCCGCGUGGACAGAAUUCUGUGUUACGAGAUCACUCUUGCCUCGCCUCGUCUGGCUGCUUCAGAGCCCGCGCCGGAUAGCGCAGCUUCCGAGACCCCGUCAAGCUCGCUGGACGGAACAACAACGAGCGAAGCACUGUCAGAAACGCAGGAAGCAGUGGCAAGAGAAACUCCGACAGGUCCAGCUGAAGAGACGGCGAGCGAAGCGCCAUCAGAAUCUACUGAGACGGCUGCACACGAGUUGUCAUUAAUUACCCGUCUUCGAUGCUGGGCAGGUGUCCAGACCGAGGUGGAUCUCAUGAUGCCGGAUCGUCCGAUGGACAUGAAGCUUACGGCACUGGAAUCUACCACCAUUGAGUCUGGUCAGGAGCCCUUGGAGCUGCGUGACUACGUUAAAAGUUUCCGAGCUUUCACUGACUUGUGCAACAGCCUCGAGGAGGACGCAGCACAGCCUGACCCGCCAUUGAGGUUGGAUCACGGCGGUCAGACAUUCAUCCUGCACACUAGUGCCAGCGUCCGGCGGAGUGUGGAGGACGUGAGGAUGCCGGACAAGAGAUUACAGCCUGGGAACGCGGCCGAGCCUCUCACGAUACGAAUAGUCAGCGAGAGCAUCUCAGACCUGGAAAGUAACCAAAAGUCGACACAAUGCGAGAUAACUUGCGAUAAUCACACGUCCGAGGAGGGCUGGAAACGCUUCUUGGGCGACUGCGAUAUGCUCACUUCUUCCACUUAUCGACCUAUAGGCGUUGUUGUAUUAGAGCAGGAUCAAGAUGUAGCGCUUUGA